AUGCCUACGUGAUCUAUCAAGCCAAUAGUCCAGACACUAAGAAAACACCACGACGCAUGUUCCUGAUGCAGCUGGGUGAAGACCUUACCAAAGAACACAUGAAAAGGAGGCUUGAAAUAACAAAUUUACCACGCAAUCUAAGGCAGCAGAUUUUAGAGGUGUUGGAUGUAGCAGAAACGGAUAUUGUAGACCAGGUACCACUUAGUCUGAAAACCAGAGGAAACAAACGCUGCUCCGUAUGUCCAAGAACUCUAGACAGAAAAGGUAGAGAUACCUGUAUAACAUGCAAGCGUAACUUGUGCGCCGAACACAGGCAGGCUAUUUGUGCAUUUUGUAUUUAAAAAUGUUGUAUUCCUUUUUCUUCUCUAAUUAAAGUUAAUUAAAAUAUUUCUGGCAUUGUUUUCAAUGAAAAGAUAUCAUCAAUAACAGUAUUUCUGCUUGGGGUCAUACGCGACCCCAUGUUGUCAUUCGUGUAUGAAUAUUCUCA
This is a messenger RNA of Acanthoscelides obtectus, 487 nucleotides long. The record is from the annotation of a GenBank genome assembly. NCBI's taxonomy places the organism in Eukaryota, Metazoa, Arthropoda, Insecta, Coleoptera, Chrysomelidae.